Molecule: messenger RNA, 180 nt
Organism: Prunus armeniaca (apricot)
Lineage: Eukaryota; Viridiplantae; Streptophyta; Magnoliopsida; Rosales; Rosaceae
Source: the annotation of a GenBank genome assembly
AUGGACAGAAGGUGGAUACAGAACUCGAACAGAUGCGCAGACAAAUACUUGGAUGGAAUCGAGGAUUUUAUUGAGUUUGCACGUAGACACAACCCGGGUGCAACUAGGAGGUGUAACAACAUGUUGUGGGAGACAAUUGAAGAUGUUGUAUUUCAUUUGGUAAGGAAUGGAUUUCAUUGA